Molecule: messenger RNA, 1004 nt
Organism: Wyeomyia smithii (pitcher-plant mosquito)
Lineage: Eukaryota; Metazoa; Arthropoda; Insecta; Diptera; Culicidae
Exons: 3
Coding region: 340-843 (167 amino acids)
Biological process (GO): negative regulation of smoothened signaling pathway
Cellular component (GO): Golgi apparatus; ciliary membrane
Source: RefSeq, a predicted model, not a curated record
UGUGAUUGAGUAUACAUAGCAGUACAUUUCAUCUUUAGAAAAAUUAAGAUUUUCCAGAAUAAGUCGAAAUCUUUGUUUUAUUAUGAAUAUUUAACAUUUAUGAAAAAACCCAAAACCAUUGCCAUUGUACAGAGCCAAAGAGAUGGCAACACGAUUGCCUAGCAAAUACAUUUGUCAAUAUAAUGUCAAUUUGCAGGCCACAACAAAAAAAGAAAAACUUUUUUUCUGUUCUGGCUUCCAUUUAUUCUACGAAUACAAACAGUUUCAUGUUCAGAAUGACGGGAAAACAUAUUUUCUAGAUAUUUUUUUAAUGGAAUUUGUGUUUAUCGAACAUACGAAAUGGAUAAAUUGACUUCAAUUAGUGCGGGACUGUUUAUGGCUGCCGAUGUUUGCGCAAUCGUUAGUCUUGCUAUGCCAGAUUGGAUAGUCACGAGUGUUGGAGGAGAAACUCGGCUUGGUUUAAUGUGGACUUGUAUGACCCUCUACAAUCGACCUCAGGUGUGUUUCACACCUGAAUUGCAACCGGAGUGGUUAAUCGCUCUCAUAUGUAUUUUUGUGGGUUGCAUCUGCAUUACGACUACAAUCAUUCUACUAGCGUCCAGUAAUUGGGAUCGCAACGUAAUCCCCUAUGCCCGAUGGGUCGGGUUUACAGCAAUGGUUCUGUUCUGCCUAGCUGCUGUAAUUUUCCCACUCGGUUUCCAUGUUGACGAAAUUGGUGGCCAGCCGUACCAUCUGCCACAUUCGCAUCAGGUCGGAAUCUCGUACAUUAUGUUCGUACUGGCCUUAUGGAUUACCGUCAUUUCGGAGUUGUUUGCGGAAAAGGUUUGCUUGCCACAAUUUUAAGAGCGAACCUUUUCCGAUUGCUAAAACAAUGCAAACAGUAUUUUGUCUAUUAUUGUCCAGAGUUUUCAAUCAAUCUAUGGAAUUGAUCAAUUUUCCAUAUCUAUAAAUUUAGGGUUUCGUUAGACUUUGAUUAAGGAAUUAAACGUGUGAUAUUAUUUAUA